ACCAAAUAUGCACGAACAUGUUUGGAACAUUUUAGUAAUGCGAGCUACAGAUAGGCUACAAAGAUUUUUUAAUUCGGUGGCUACAAAAUCAUUUCCCGCAAAACGAGAUCGAGUUUUAUUACGCGUUCUUCCUGGUACCUCUCCAAAAUUAAUAACGAGUAACGAUAUAAAUAACGAUAUAAUAACGAAUAACAAUAAUGAUUCAAUUCCUUUUUCAUAUAAGAUUAAAGGUGUGAGUUUAAAUGAUAAAGAUAAUGAAGACGGUAAUCAAAGAUUUUAUAUAGAUAAUGAAAAUCCGAUAGAUGGAUUGCAAUGUGUGUUCGUUCUUGAACACGAUGAAAUUUUAUGCAAUGAUCAUGAACCAAAAAAUAAUGGUGCAAAUAAUGAGAAAAACUCUUCAAUGCCAUCAGAGGAAAAAAUAAAUUCACUGACAAAACAAAAGCAACAAUAUCAAGAAAUAUAUUCGCAAAUACCGCCAAAACCAUUUGGGACAAUACAUCCUGUGACUUUUCUUGGAAAAAACAAUAAAAAGUUUACGCAAAAUGUACCAUUUUAUAAUGUCCAAUAUAUUUGGGGUAGCAGAGGUGUUGGAAGAUUUAAAGGAUUUUUGAAAAUUCCCAAAUACGAGAAUCCAAUGUUGGGAAUGAUAACUCAUAGACACACUAAACAGUUGGCUAUUUCUUUGUGGAAGUUAAGAGGAUUUGUCAUAUAA
This is a messenger RNA of Racocetra persica, 712 nucleotides long. NCBI's taxonomy places the organism in Eukaryota, Fungi, Glomeromycota, Glomeromycetes, Diversisporales, Gigasporaceae. The record is from the annotation of a GenBank genome assembly.